UUAAUAAGUUCAAGAACGCUCUAAAAAAUAUUGAAAACUAUAAGAUUUUUUGUUUUUAUUUGUCGUUAUUUUGUGAAAAAUUUUAAUAAAAAUUAUGAAUUAUUUAAGAAUUUUAUUAUCAAUAAUAUUAAUAAGUGCAAUUUCAAUUGAAUCAAUAGAAUCGGCAAGAAUUCUAUGUGUUUUUACAACAAUAAUAAAAUCUCAUUUAAUUAUACAUGAAUCAUUGGCAAGAGGUUUAGUUGAACAUGGUCAUAAUGUUACAGUUAUAACAACAAUACCAUUACCUAAAAAAAAUCCAGGAUUUGAACAUAUUGAAAUUAAUAUGCCAUCACAUCAAGAAGAAUUUGUUAAAGUAUUAAGUAAAUUAAAUGAAAAUUCUAAAAUAAAUGAAAUUUUACGUAAAACAAAUUUAUUAACUGAAUCAAUAACUUUUUUAACUAAAUGUGCUAUUGAUGUAAUUAAAAGUGAAAAGAUUCAAGAAAUUUUUAAAACACGUGAAUAUGAUCUAGUUAUAUUGGGAUAUUUUUUCAAUGAAAUACAAUUAGGUAUUGCUGAUCAUUUUAAAUGUCCAGUUAUAAUUAGUUGGGUAAAUACAAAUAUCGUAAAUACUGAUAUAUUUGUUGGAAAUCCAUUGGAAAUGUCAUAUAUUCCAUCAAUUUUUGCAGAAUUAAAAACCCCAUUGAAUUUUUUUGAUAGAGUUGUUAAUUUUUUAAUAAUUGUUUAUGAAAAAUUACGACAAUAUGAUUUAUUGAGUCAACAAGAGGAAGUUUAUAGGGAAAUUUUUCCACCACAGAAAGGAUACAGAAGCCUUAAUGAAAUGUUAAGAAAUGUAUCGGUUUUAUUUCAAGCAACGCAUUUCUGUAAUAAAUUAAUUAAACCAAUGACUGUGAAUACAAUUGAAAUUGGUGGAAUUCAAGUUAAAGAAAAAUCGGAUCCAUUGCCAGAAGAUUUAAAAAAAUUUUUAGAUGAUGCUAAAGAUCAUGGUGCAAUAUAUUUUUCAUUAGGUACAAAUGUAAAUUCAUCUGACCUAGAUCAAUCAACAAUAAAUAAAAUGUUUAAUGUUUUUAAAAAACUACCACAAAAUAUAAUAUGGAAAUGGGAAAAAGAUAAUAUAAAACCAGGAAAAUCAUCAAAUAUCCUUUUUAGAAAAUGGUUACCACAAAAUGAUAUAUUAGCACAUCCAAAUAUAAAACUUUUUAUAUCACAUGGUGGUAAUGGUGGUAUUACAGAAGCUAGACAUCAUGCUGUUCCAAUUGUUGGUUUACCAUUACUUGGUGAUCAAUUUACAAAUUUAAAAAAUGUAAAAACAUCUGGUUGGGGUCUUUUCUUAGAUAUAAAAAAUUUAAAUGAAACAGAUUUUUAUGAUACAAUACAAGAAGUAUUAUAUAAUAAUAGUUAUAGAGAUAAUAUAAAAAGAAUAUCAAAAAUAUUUAAAGAUCGUCCAUUAAGUCCAAUGAAAACAGCAAUAUAUUGGAUUGAAUAUACAUUAAGGUAUAAUGGUGCUUCACAUUUACAAAGUUUAGCAAUACAUAUGCCAUUUUGGAAAUUAUAUUCAAUUGAUGUUAUCAUAUUUCUAUUCAUUAUUAUUUAUUUAAUAUGGAUUUUAGUAAAAAUAUUAAUUAAAUAUAUUUUAAGAUUUUGUUAUAAUAUUUUAAUAUUUAAAAUAUUAAGAUAUAAUAAAGAAAAAAUUAAUUAAAAUAAGAAUUCUUUACAAUAUAUUCAAUGAACAUAAUAUUUUAUAUAAUAUAUAUAUUUGAAAAGAUGUAGAUGUAGAACGACAUGAUGUUGUCUUUAUAUUAUAUAGUUAUUAAAUACUCAAUUACAGAUUUUCUUUUGAUAAUUAUGACAAUAAUAAAAUAAAAUUUAAUAUAAUAAAAUAUCCUGUCAAUUUUAUAAAUAAAAUUUCAUGUUA
This is a messenger RNA of Condylostylus longicornis, 1912 nucleotides long. Its product is annotated as UDP-glucosyltransferase 2-like. Gene Ontology annotation, molecular function: UDP-glycosyltransferase activity. The record is from RefSeq and is a predicted model, not a curated record. NCBI's taxonomy places the organism in Eukaryota, Metazoa, Arthropoda, Insecta, Diptera, Dolichopodidae. The transcript has 3 exons. The coding region runs from base 95 to 1696 and encodes 533 amino acids.